This is a messenger RNA of Mycotypha africana, 1662 nucleotides long. Its product is annotated as major facilitator superfamily domain-containing protein. The transcript is spliced from 5 exons. Bases 1 to 1662 code for a protein of 553 amino acids. Lineage: Eukaryota; Fungi; Mucoromycota; Mucoromycetes; Mucorales; Mycotyphaceae. The record is from RefSeq and is a predicted model, not a curated record. Gene Ontology annotation, biological process: transmembrane transport. Gene Ontology annotation, molecular function: transmembrane transporter activity.
AUGACCUCUUUUACAAAUUAUUUGAAAUCAAGGCUUUUAUGGAGACCGCCCGUUGAGGCUGAUCCUCGUGAAUUAAGCAAACGUCAUAAACUUGCUAUUCUUGUCUGCCUUGCGCUCUGCGGCAGCACAGCUGGUUUCGCCAGUACUAUCUAUUUUCCAGGUCUUCCAGCCAUCACAGCAGAUUUCAAUGCUCCUGCCAUUGCGACCACUUUAACAGCUGCGUUCUAUGUACUAUUUAUGGGCAUGGCACCUGUCGUUUGGGCUGCUUUGUCUGACGCUCUUAGAGUACGUCGCUUUAUUUUAUUGCUUGCUAUCAUUAUCUUCACUGCGGCAAGUAUUGGUGCAGCUUUUGUCAACAAUAUAUGGGGAUUGUUAGUACUCCGCAUCGUUCAAGCAAUUGGUGCAUCCAGCGGAUUUUCUGUGGGUGGAGUGUGUAACUUUACCAAUUUUUAUGUCAUCCUUUUCUCUUUAUCUAUUGGAUCAAAAUUAGGUAUCAUUGCUGAUUGCUACCCCAUUGAAGAGCGCGGUGCCGCUUUCGGCAAGUUUUACUUUGGUGUCUUUAUAGGUCCCUUGGUCGGUCCUAUUCUGGGAGGAUUUUUGAUUAUGAGUCCCAUGAGUUGGAGAGCCACUUUCCUGUUCAGCUUCGCGUUUGGUGCAUUUAUCAUCCUCUGUUUGUUCUUUACGUGUCCCGAAACAUUCCGUGAUGGUCAAAUAUGGGAUAAUCUGAAGCUACCCACCAUCUCCAUUGUCGAUUCUUUCGAUCCCAAAGCCUAUGGUUUACGUGUUCCGGAAGAGGAUUCUCUGCGUAGGAACAGUCGCCACAGUAUGGACUCAAACACUAUCACCCAUGAAGAGAAAAAGGUGGCUGAAGAAGCCGAAUAUGCUCAUGCAAGCAAUGAUGUCCAUUUAAAGAACUCAACUGCCCCUUCCUUCGAACAACCGCAGCAUCCACUGGACGCAAAAACAGUGGUAGGCACUGAAAAAAAGAUGUUAUCAAAUCCUUUUGCUGGUGUUACACUUUUGCGACACCCUUUUAUUCUCCUGUCUGCUCUAGUUUCUAGCUUUGCUUUCGGCUCCAUGUUUACUAUAGAGAGUCUGAUCCCUGGCUUAUUCGAAGAAAACUAUGGAUUCAUCUCAUGGCAGACAGGGCUCAGUUUCCUCGGCGCAGGUGUUGGUAAUGUCAUUGGUUCUAUCUGUCAAAGUGGCCUAUCCGAUAGGCUCUUGCUUCGUUCCCGUCGACUUCGUGGUGGUGUGGCAGAAGUGGAAGACCGUCUCACACUCAAUCUCUGGCCUGCUUCCAUUUGCGUCCUGUUCGGUUGCUUACUGUGGGGGUGGAGUAUCGAAAGUCGUAUGACUUAUUGGGCUCCUAUUGUGGGAUUUGGUAUCAUGAAUUUCGGAAUGAAUCAAUCCAUGACCGCCACAUCAGCCUAUAUCGUCGAUGCUGUCCCUGGGUCUGCUGCUGCUGCUGCCUCUGCUGCAUCUAAUCUGUUACGUAUGGUCUUUGCAUGUGUAUUGACCAUUAUAGCAGAGCCUUUGAACAAAGCAGUAGGACCCGGUUAUACCUCUCUCCUGCUGGCCGCAUUGAACUUGUUGGGUCUCCUAUGUUUGGUCGUCGUGAAAAUCUGGGGACCUCAAAUGAGAAAAUACAGUGGAUACGCCUAA